AUGUCAGUCAAUGAGAAGGAACUUUUGGAAUGUCUUCGAUUGUUGGUGAUUGAAUCGACGCGCAAUGAUGAAGAGGACGAUGGCGGGGAAGACGGCGGUGCCAUUGAAGUUGCCAUGACGGACGAGUCUCGUCGAGACGAUUUGAUUCACGAUGUGGAACUCAAGUUGACGCAAUUUUUGGAAGUGCAGUUUCGUAUGGACGAUCAGAGCGAGUUCAACGCAACAGGCUACAGCCCUGAGGACAAGAUUGUCCUUCCCAUUCACCAACCACAUGCGUAUCCGUGUCCCGACACACACAAGACGUUGCCGUCUCCUCCCUCUCAGUGGCCUCAGCGCCCGGUCAUGAUCCGCCCCACCCCGGGAACAUCGACCAAAAUUCGUGGCAUUCGAUUGGCAUCGGACCGCGAUUAUCGUCAUUUUGCCGGAUUUUGUGCGGGAUGCAUUUUACCCGUCAAUACGGGACGCGAAGCAGCGGGACAAUCGCUCGUGGUGGAUUUUGAAUCCAAUCAUUUUGUGGGCACGUUCUUGUUGCGCAUCAAGGGCGUGCCUCCGGCGGACAAGAAUGCUACUCAAGCCAAGAAGUCUAAGAGUUAUUUUGACAAUCGCAAACGGAAAUUCCAGGGCAUUGUAAAAGGCAAAUUCAAAACGGCAUUGCCCAUGAGCGAAUGUGUCACGGGACAAACGUUUGGACGACAAGCGGGUAAGUUACCGGCCAAAUGGGUGGUUUCGACCUUUAUCAAAUUCGUCUCGACACUGGCCCCGCAACUGGAGACGACACUGGAAGGUGACAAUCCACGGUUCUUGGUCCCACUGGCAGCCACGGCACAAACCGUAGCGACCAAACCGCACAAAGCGGCCGUUACACAGCAAGAAGAAGACGUCCAGCAGGCACUCAAUGAUCAUCUCUUCAACUAUUCGGUCUACUUGGGAGCCACGGAAGAUAUCGAACACGAUCAUCAGGAACCACCCUCCAGUGAUGAGACGAGUAUUCUACAGGAAUUACCCAAAGCUACCACGAGUAGUGGAGGAUCCAUUACAGCCCGCAUGAAGGCGCGCAAAAAAGCCUUCAACAGUAUUGCCGCCAAACAAGCCAAAGAACCGUGCUUUUCCCUCGACAAGGAGUACACGUUUGAAUUCUACCAACAUUUACUCAUCUUUGACGAACCAGAAUUCACAUUGGACAUGGGACGACCCAUUGGCAAGGUACCAUUGUCGCCCAUUACGGAUGGACAACCCAUCAAGUUUCUGUCCGCACACAAGGAUCCCGUCUCCGGAUUGUUGGACUCGCUCUGGAGUUUUGAUGUCUGGCACGAAUCCAUGUACCCGUUGGCACAAAAAGCGGCCGAUCGUGCGGCUGCGAAACGGUAA
Molecule: messenger RNA, 1368 nt
Organism: Seminavis robusta
Lineage: Eukaryota; Bacillariophyta; Bacillariophyceae; Naviculales; Naviculaceae
Source: the annotation of a GenBank genome assembly